AUGGAAGAUCUCUUUAUUCUUCUAAAUAAAUGUCCCAUUCUCGAGGAAGUGCACGCAGAAUAUUUAAAUCUAAACAAUCUGGAUAUUUCAUUUGCUCAAAAGGCAGUAAAGAAAAGAUUUCCAUAUUUCCCAAAUCUAAUUAGAGCAAGCAUUACCAACGCGUCUUUUUAUACGAAGCAUUCCAUCGCUUUGAUUUGCCGGCUAUCGGUUCAGGUUCUUCGUAUAGAACUGGACUUACCACUUAGCAGCUACAAUCGUUAUCCGUUUUGCAAUUUAACCUGCAUGGAGCUGAUCCUUAAGCUUAAUCAUUGUGACAAAUGGUUGUGGUUGCUAGAAUUGCUGAAACAUUGUCCCAAACUUCAAAGUCUUAUUAUUUACGAGGACUAUUGGAAUAAUGGAGAGGAUGUUGUUGAUAAUUGGACGGAUCCAAAAAUGGCUCCAAACUGUCUUUCAACACAGCUAAAUUUAUACAGAAUGUGGGCUUCAAUUUGCUAA
Vicia villosa (hairy vetch) is the source of this 495-nucleotide messenger RNA. RefSeq lists its product as uncharacterized. The record is from RefSeq and is a predicted model, not a curated record. The transcript is spliced from 3 exons. NCBI's taxonomy places the organism in Eukaryota, Viridiplantae, Streptophyta, Magnoliopsida, Fabales, Fabaceae. Bases 1 to 495 code for a protein of 164 amino acids.